AUGAAGAUCCUCCUCCUCCUACUAUGCGUCAUAGCGCGUUCCGCGUAUGCCGCAGACUGGCGGCAGUCCGGCGACGCAACCGGCGAAGUUUUGGAGAAGAACGAUUUUCCGUGUUAUUCGUUGUCGAGGGAUAAUUACACGUGUUCCGCGUGUAUUCAAUUGCAUGAAUCGUGCGCGUGGUGCGGUGAACCGGUAAGUUUUGAGGGAGGGGCGCGGAAAAGAAUUUUAAAUUUUGGCGCCAAAAAAUCCACGUUUUCCCGCAAAAAUUAGACCAUUUUUUGGUGCAAAUAUUAUUAAAAAUGCAUUUUUCGAUAAUUUAUUUUAUUUUGAAUACGUAAACGUGACACAGUUCCUUCAAAAUCAUUUAAAAAAUGGGACUCCCAGCCCCAUUUCUGAAUUUUUGAGUUGCGGGAACUUCCUGCUUAUAAGCAGCCCGAAACCACCAAAUUUUGCAGUCUUUCGACCGUGAAAAACCCUACGCCCGCUGCGACAAUCGUCAAAAACUACUAGAUCACGGAUGUCCCGAAUACAAAAUCGAAGAUCCGAAAACACAGCUGACGGUGGUCGAGGAUAACAAAUUGUCGGAUCAGGGCGAGGUAGAGACGGAAGAUGAGGCCGUGCAAAUCAAACCGCAAGAAAUGGACGUGGAAAUUCGACCGAGUAAGUUUAAAAGACCUGAAAUUCAUCAAAAAUGAUGGAUUUUCGGCGAAAAUCCAUCAAAAUCCAUCAAUUUUCACCCGAAAACUCGAUUUCUACAGAAUCGCGCAUCCGAUUUAACGUAACUUACCGUCAAGCCGUCGAUUAUCCCGUCGAUUUGUAUUAUUUGAUGGAUUUGUCGUAUUCGAUGAAAGAUGACAAGCAAAAAUUGUCAGAAUUGGGAGAUUUGAUCGCUCAACGUAUGCGAACUAUGACCAAGAACUUUAGAUUGGGAUUCGGAAGUUUUAUCGACAAAAAAUUGAUGCCUUUUAUCGAUCCAAGACUUGAUAAGUACGUUUUUAGGGGGUGAAAACAAAAAAAAAUUUUGUUUUGUGUUUUAAAAAUAAAAAAAACGCGCGUGCAAAUCGCUGCGAGACCCACACACAAACCAUUGUGUGCCUUUGACAAUACCGUAAUAAUUUUUUCAAAUUUUUUUUUUCAGACAAAAAUCACCGUGUCCAACACCUUGCGCCGAACCCUAUGGCUUCAAACAUCAAAUGUCGCUCACCACGAACACCGAGAAAUUCAAGGCUGAAGUUGACAAGGCCGAGAUUUCGGGUAACUUGGAUGCACCAGAAGGUGGAUUUGAUGCUGUGGUGCAGGCUUUGGCGUGUAAUGUGAGUUGGGCCCGCGGGGGGACGAGGAAUUUUUCGCGCGAAAGUUAGGCCAAGCCAGAAAUAUUCAGUUUAACGAGAAACCAAGCGAGGGACUAGAAAUUUCGCUUUAAAACCUAGUCCACUUCAACAAAUACGCUCUAUUGCUAAUUUUAACGAAAAUCUCAAAUUUUUGUAUAAAAAACGUCAGUUUCCAUUUAAAAAUUUGAUUUUUCAAAUCUGCAAGUGCACCCAAAUGCGAAUUUUGGUGAAAAACGCACCAUGGACUAGAAUUCUCUCUACAAAAAGCUAGGCCAAGCGAAAAAACACGCUCUAUUGCUAAUUCUAGCGAAAACGAAGAAUUUUCAAAUAUUUUUCCUCAUUUUUCACCAAAAUUUGAUUUUACGAAGCUGCAAGUGUGCUCCAAUGCGAAUUUUGAUCAUAAAAUGAAGAGGGACUAGAAAAUUUGCUUUGGUAACUUAGGCCAAGCACGCAAGUGCGCUCCAAUGCGAAUUCUUGCGAAAAAGAAGAAUUUUCAAAUAUUUUUCCUCAUUUUUCACCGAAAAUUUGAUGUUUCGAAGCUGCAAACGCGCUCUAAUGCGAAUUUUGAUCAUAAAAUGAAGGAGGACUAGAAAAUUUGCUUUGGUAACUUAGGCCAAGCACGCAAGUGCGCUUCAAUGCGAAUUCUUGCGAAAAACACUGUGUUUUUUUCUAAUAGAAAAAUGCAAUUUCGAGGAGACGCAGACACUCGCUGGUCUCGACACGCUGUGUGUCUGCCACACACUAUUUCUCUCCCUUUUUCGACGAGAGAUUUGUCUGCACACGUUAAAGUCUGCGUCUCCCUCGAAUUGCAAAAAAAAAUACAGUGAAAAGAAGAAUUUUCAAAUAUUUUUCCUCAUUUUUCACUGAAAAUUUGAUUUUAAGAAGCUGCAAGUGUGCUCCAAUGCGAAUUUUGAUCAUAAAAUGAAGGGAGACUAGAAAAUUUGCUUUGGUAACUUAGGCCAAGCACGCAAGUGCGCUCCAAUGCGAAUUCUUGCGAAAAAGAAGAAUUUUCAAAUAUUUUUCCUCAUUUUUCACCGAAAAUUUGAUGUUUCCAAGUUGCAAACGCGCUCUAAUGCAAAUUUUUAUGACAAAUUCGAAUUUUUGAAUCAAAAACGUCAUUUUCCACCAAAAUUUUUGCAGCAAACAAUUGGAUGGCGUGAACGAGCCCGUAAAAUGUUGGUCUUCUCCACCGAUGCCGGUUUCCAUUUCGCCGGCGACGGCAGAUUGGCCGGUGUUGUCGAACCCAACGAUGGAAGUUGUCAUUUGGACAGACACGGAUAUUAUACGGAAACAUUGAAUCAGGAUUAUCCCUCAAUUGCAUUGUUGCAUCAAAUGAUCAAAGAUCGCAAGGCUAAUGUGAUUUUUGCGGUCACACAGAAUAAUGAGAUGCUUUAUCAACAAUUGAAGGUGAGAUUUGGAGCAUUUUCAGCCAAAAUUCAUGAAUUUUGAUAGAAAAUGGCCUAGAAAACCAAAUUUAGCUUAUAUUGACCGUCCAUUGACCCAAAAAGCCUACCCGGCCUAAGAAAGCCCCCUAAAAGCCCCAUUUUUCUUCCAGGAAGCCCUUCCCGAUGUCUCAGCGACCGUUGGUGUUUUGGCCAACGAUUCAAGCAAUGUCGUCAAAUUGAUCACCGAUAACUAUGAGAAAAUCAGCGAGAAAAUCAUUAUGACCGAUAAUGCCAACGCAACUGAUGGACUCAAAAUCACCUAUAGAUCACGGUGUUUGACGUAGGUUUUUGCGCUGAAAAAUGGUGCAUUUUGGUGAAAAAAUCGUUGGAAAUGAUGAAUUUUGAGCCUAGAUUCGUGUUUUUAUCAUUGGAGCGCAUUUACCUCUCCGAAUUCAAAUUUUUCAUUGAUUUUUGAUCAAAUUCUAUGUUUUUGGGGUCAAGAAUAAUGAAAAUUUGAUUUUUUUCAUAGAAAAAGCAAUUUUUGGCCAAAUUACUUGAUCUUUCGCUCAAAAUUCACCAUUUUUCACCAAAAAUCCCAAAUUUCCACCCAAAAAAUCAUUUUUUCCAGCGGAACAACCCUAAAAGACACAAAUGUGUGCGAAGGAAUCAAAGUGGGCGAUGAAGUUCAAUUCGAAGUCACUCUCGAAAACACCCAUUGUGUUGAUAAACGCGAUUUUGUGCUCAGAAUUGGACCUUCCGGUUUGGACGAAGCACUUCAUGUGAAUGUUAAAGUGUUGUGUGAUUGUGAUUGUGAGAAGGAGGUUGGUGAUUUGGGAUUUUUUGAGUCUAGACAGGGUUUUUGGUGAAAAAAUGGGGUUUUUUGGGUAAUUUUGAGGCUAUAUAUGAUUUCUGUGCAUUUUUGCGUAGAUUUCAAUGUUUUGUAUGGGAAAAUGAGGUUUUUGUGCAUUUUUACACACGAAAAUUCAAAUUUUUCCGCGCAAAAACCAAAAAAUUUUAAAUUGGGACAAGCAAAUACGCUCCAAUGAGAAAAUAUCGAAUUUUGGCUUGAAAUGCACCAUUUUCACCCAAAAACCAUUGAAAAAUCGAUUUUUUGUUUGAAUUCAGAGAAGCAAAUGCGCUCUAAUGAGAAAAAAUCGAUUUUUAAUGAUUUUCAACCCAAAAAACCAUUGAAAAACCGAUUUUUUUGAAUUCGGAGAGGCAAAUGCGCUCUAAUGAGAAAAUAUCGAUUUUUGGCUUGAAAUUCACCAUUUUCACCCAAAAACCAUUGAAAAAUCAAUAAUAGGAGAAGCAAAUGCGCUCUAAUGAGAAAAUAUCGAUUUUUCAUAAUUUUUGACCCAAAAACCAUGGAAAAAAUUGAUUUUUAUUAAAUUAGGACGAGCAAAUGCGCUCUAAUGCAAAAUUAUCAUAUCUUGGCUCGAAAUGCUCCAUUUCUUAUGAUUUUUCCACUAAAAUCCACCAUUUUUCAUUUUCUAGGAACUAAUCGUCCGAAACGCGGCCGAAUGCAACAACGGCGAUCAAGUUUGUGGAGUUUGUCGGUGCAAAAAUGGAAAUGUGGGAAAAUAUUGCGAAUGUAAUCGACCCGGAAUGAGCACGGCUGCUCUCAAUGAAAAAUGCAAGCGGACCAACGAGUCGGCGAUUUGUGAGGGACGAGGAGUUUGUAAUUGUGGACGGUGUCAGUGUAAUCCGAGAAAUGUGAGUGAAACUACGAUGAUACGCGUUUACGCGGCGAAAAUAUGAGCGUUUUCUGGGAGGUUUGAAGUCUCGAACGACGCUCCGCGUUUACGGGGUGAACAUUGACCCCGUAAACGCGGAGCAUCGUUACAAAACCUAAUUUUGAUCAUUUUCAACCUAAAAACCACUAAAAUUAAUGAAAUUUCACCGCGUAAACGCGGAGCAUCGUUGCAAAACCUAAUUUUUUUGAUUCUUUACCUUUUUCACCUCAAAAAAAAAAAAAAAAAAAAAAAAAAAACCGCUGAAAUCCAUCAAAUUUUGAGCCCGUAAACGCGGAGCAUCGUUUGAAAAUUCCGAUUUUAAUGGUUUUUUAUCUUUUUCACCCCAAAAAACACCAAAAUUAAUGAAAUUUCACCCCGUAAACGCGGAACAUCGUUGCAAAACCUAAUUUUGAUAAUUUUCAACGUGAAACCCACCAAAAUUGAUGAAAUUUCACCCCGUAAACGCGGAGCAUCGUUGGAAAAACCUAAUUUUCACCAUAUCUAGCCUAAAAACCAUCAAAAUUAAUGAAAUUUUACCCCUUUAACGCGGAACAUCGUUGCAAAACCUAAUUUUGAUCAUUUUCAACCUAAAACCCACCGAAAUUAAUGAGAUUUCACCCCGUAAACGCGGAGCAUCGUAGUAAACCCUAUUUUUGACCAUAUCUAGCCUAAAAACCAUCAAAAUUGAUGGAAUUUCGCCCCGUAAACGCGGAGCAUCGUUGCAAAACCCGAAUAUUUGCAGAACCCCGAAGAGCUAAUCUCUGGCGAAUUCUGCGAAUGCGACAACUUCAAUUGCCCCAGACACGAUCGUAAAAUCUGUGCGGAUCACGGUGAAUGCAAUUGCGGAAAAUGCAUUUGUAAACCCGGAUUCACCGGAAGAGCGUGCGAAUGUCCGAUUUCCACCGAUUCUUGCCUUUCGGCCAACGGAAAAAUCUGUAAUGGAAAAGGCGAAUGUGUGUGUGGAAGAUGUCGAUGUUUCGAUGGACCCGAUGGAAAUCGAUAUUCGGGAGCCAAGUGUGAACUGUGUCCGGUGAGUUUUUGAGCGAAAUUUUUAGCUAAAAAUCGUGAAAAUUGGUCAAAAAUGACCUAGAAACCAUUUUGGUGGCCUAGAAAUCCAAAUUCUUGUUUCUGGUGGCCUAGAAAUCCAAAUUCGUGAUAUUUUUGCAGUUUUGUACUGAAAAUCAUGAAAUAUGGCCUAUAAUCCGAUUUGGUGGCCUAGAAAUCCAAAUUCUUAUUUCGGGUGGCCUAGAAAUCCGCAAAAUUCGAAAUUUUGCAGUUUUUCACCAAAAAAACAUGAAAUCUGGCAAUUUUGAGCGGAAAAUCAUGAAAUAUGGCCUAGAAUCCGUUUCGGUGGCCUAGAAAUCCAAAUUCUUGUUUCUGGUGGCCUAGAAAUUCAAAUUCAUGAAAUUUUCGCAAAUUUGUACCGAAAAAACAUGAAAUAUGGCCUAGAAUCCGUUUUAGUGGCCUAGAAAUCCAAAUUCUUGUUUCUGAUGGCCUAGAAAUCCAAAUUCAUCAAAUUUUUGAAGUUUUGUACCGGAAAAACAUGAAAUCUGGCAAUUUUGAGCUGAAAAUCAAGAAAUAUGGCCUAGAAUCCGUUUUUGGUGGCCUAGAAAUCCAAAUUCUUGUUUCUGGUGGCCUAGAAAUCCAAAAAUUCGAAAUUUUUGCAGUUUUGUACCGAAAAAACAUGAAGUAUGGCCUAGAAUCCAUUUUGGUGGCCUAGAAAACCAAUUUAUUCCUCUUCCAGACUUGCCCCACAAAAUGCAUCGAAUACAAACCGUGUGUAAUGUGUCAACAAUGGAAAACUGGACCCUACAAUGAAACGCGAUGCGAUCAAUGUCCAUUUACAGUAAUUCCAGUCGAUGAAUUGCCAGGUACGGUGUUUUUGGAGCAAAUUUGGGUCAAAAUUGCUCAAAAAUCACGGUUUUUCCAUCAUUUUUCCUGCAAAAAAUGCUGAAAAUCCAAAAAAAAAAUUGAAUUUCAGUUUUGAACGACACAACACCUUGCCAAUUCGUUGAUCCCUACGAUGAUUGCACAUUUUAUUAUUUGUAUGCCUAUGAUGAAACUAUGGAUAGUGCCAAAGUUUGGGUGAAAAAACAUAAAGGUUGGUGAAUUUUCAGGAUUUUUCAUGAUAAAAUUCGAAAUUCUCGCGAAAAAUGAGCCUAAAUCGUGGUUUUAACGUGAAAAAUUGGGAUUUUUGCAUUGGAGCGCACUUUCGUCUCCGAAUUUGAAAAAAAUCUCGAAUUUUCUCGUAAAAUGAUGCAAUUCAGGUGAAAAUUGAUCGUUUUUGACCAAAAAUACUUGAAAAAAUCGAUAAUUCAUCACUAGAGCGCAAUUGCUUGUCCGAAUUUGAAAAAUUAUCUAUUUUUGAUGGUUUUUGGGCUAGAAACUGUGUUUUUCGAGCUGAAAUUCGUUAAUUUUUGAAAAAAUCUCGAAUUUUCUUGUAAAAUGAUGUAAUUUAGGUGGAAAUUGAUUGUUUUUGACCAGAAAAACGUGAAAAAUCGAUAUUUUUGCUUUGGAGCGCACUUUCUUGUCCACAUUCAAAAAUAUUUCGAAGUUUGCUUCAAAAUACUCGAAAAUUGACCAUUUUACACCCAAAAAACACGAAAAUUCGUUAAUUUAUCAAUAGAGCGCACUUGCUUGUCCGAAUUUGAAAAAAAAAUUAUUUUCUUACAGACUGUCCACCACCAGUUCCAGUUUUGGCGAUUGUUUUGGGUGUAAUUGCCGGAAUCGUAAUUCUUGGCAUCAUUUUGUUGUUGCUCUGGAAAUUGAUUGCUGUUUUACACGAUCGCGCGGAAUAUGCCAAUUUUAUGAAAGACAAAUUGAUUGCCAAUUGGGAAACAGUAAUUUUUGGCGGGAAAAAUGGCCCCGGAAAGCCCGAAAAAUGGCCUGAAAACAGCCCGAAAAGCCUAUUUUCACCGCAAAAUCGCCAAUAUUUUUUUUUGCAGAACGAAAAUCCGAUUUACAAACAAGCCACAACAACAGUCAGAAAUCCAAUGUAUGCUGGAAACUCGAAAAAAGGCCUAUAA
Caenorhabditis angaria is the source of this 7475-nucleotide messenger RNA. The record is from the annotation of a GenBank genome assembly. Lineage: Eukaryota; Metazoa; Nematoda; Chromadorea; Rhabditida; Rhabditidae.